Messenger RNA from Catharus ustulatus (Swainson's thrush), 1566 nucleotides. It is a transcript of the gene PSMC3, whose product is annotated as proteasome 26S subunit, ATPase 3. The transcript has 12 exons. Gene Ontology annotation, biological process: proteasome-mediated ubiquitin-dependent protein catabolic process. Gene Ontology annotation, molecular function: ATP hydrolysis activity; ATP binding; proteasome-activating activity. The record is from RefSeq and is a predicted model, not a curated record. The coding region runs from base 189 to 1457 and encodes 422 amino acids. Lineage: Eukaryota; Metazoa; Chordata; Aves; Passeriformes; Turdidae. Gene Ontology annotation, cellular component: proteasome regulatory particle, base subcomplex.
CCGGGCGGCGGAGGCCGCGAUCGGGGCGGCGGCGGCAGCUGUCGGGGCAGGGCAGGGUGCGCGGAGGCCCCGGGCCGCACGUCCCGCCCGGAGCGCUGUCCCCGCCCCGCGCCGCCGGGAAUCCGCAGUGCGGAAUCUGCCGCUCCGAACCCGCCGCGCCGAGCGCGCCCCCGCGGGCCGGUGGAAAGAUGGCGUCGGUGUGGGAUGAGUCGGAGGACGGCGUCGGCGAGGAGGUGCUGAAGAUGUCCACGGAGGAGAUCGUGCAGCGCACCCGCCUCCUCGACAGCGAGAUCAAGAUCAUGAAGAGUGAGGUACUGAGAGUGACCCAUGAGCUCCAGGCCAUGAAAGACAAGAUCAAAGAGAACAGUGAGAAGAUCAAAGUGAACAAAACCCUGCCAUACCUUGUCUCCAAUGUUAUUGAGCUGCUGGAUGUUGACCCAAAUGACCAGGAGGAGGAUGGAGCAAACAUUGACCUGGAUUCCCAGAGAAAGGGCAAGUGUGCUGUGAUUAAGACCUCUACACGUCAGACAUAUUUCCUGCCUGUUAUUGGGUUGGUUGAUGCUGAGAAGUUGAAGCCUGGAGAUCUGGUGGGGGUGAACAAAGACUCUUACUUGAUCCUGGAGACUCUGCCUACUGAGUAUGAUUCACGGGUGAAAGCCAUGGAGGUGGAUGAGAGGCCCACAGAGCAGUACAGUGACAUCGGGGGGCUGGAUAAACAAAUCCAAGAGCUCGUGGAGGCCAUUGUCCUGCCGAUGAAUCAUAAGGAGAAAUUUGAAAAUUUGGGCAUACAGCCACCCAAAGGAGUCCUUAUGUAUGGGCCUCCAGGAACAGGGAAGACACUUUUAGCUCGAGCAUGUGCUGCCCAGACCAAGGCCACAUUCCUGAAGCUGGCAGGUCCACAGCUUGUGCAGAUGUUCAUCGGUGAUGGAGCGAAGCUGGUACGUGAUGCUUUUGCUCUCGCGAAGGAAAAAGCUCCUUCCAUCAUUUUCAUUGAUGAACUGGAUGCCAUUGGCACUAAAAGGUUUGACAGUGAGAAGGCCGGUGACCGGGAGGUGCAGAGGACCAUGCUGGAGCUGCUUAAUCAACUUGAUGGUUUCCAGCCCAACACACAAGUCAAGGUGAUUGCUGCAACCAACCGGGUUGAUAUCUUGGACCCAGCUUUGCUCCGAUCCGGACGAUUAGAUCGGAAAAUUGAGUUCCCAAUGCCUAAUGAAGAGGCCAGAGCCAGAAUUAUGCAGAUUCAUUCACGCAAAAUGAAUGUCAGCCCUGACGUGAACUAUGAGGAACUGGCUCGCUGCACAGAUGAUUUCAAUGGAGCCCAGUGCAAGGCUGUGUGUGUUGAAGCGGGGAUGAUUGCCCUCCGCCGUGGAGCUACAGAGCUCACCCACGAGGACUACAUGGAAGGAAUCUUGGAGGUUCAAGCAAAGAAAAAAGCCAAUCUGCAGUACUAUGCCUGAUCCCUGCCCAGUCAUGGUUGUGGCCUUGGCAGAGGACAGGAGUAGACUGGACUGUAUCGCUUACUUUCAGUCUGGAAAAAAUAAAACAUUUUUUCCCUUUAAAAACAAA